AUGGUUAGAUACUUCUUGCUAUUUUUAGCUCUAUCUUGCUUUGCCCAAGAAGCAACUGAAGAACCUACACAAUCGCAAGAAACCCUUGAUGAAGAAGUGCCCCUUCCUCCAGCUGAGUCAUCAGAAGCUUCUGAUUUGGAUAUAGAAGGAUUUGAUGAGACUGAUGCAGAAAAACAUGAAUUCCAAGCAGAUGUUUCUAGAGUCAUGGACAUUUUCAUCCACUCUCUAUACACCCAUAGCUGCCCACUCAAGACUAAAGCCUCAAGGAGGAGACAGAAGGUACUCGUAUGAGGGAUAGACCUCUAGGCUGGAGUCGAAAAGUGGUAGAGCCUCCGUACAAGAAGUCUUUGGUGACUACGUCACCAAUAUAGCUAACGCCUGACUUUAAUAAUCCUAAUUAUCCUCUAUACACCCAUAAAGAUAUUUUCCUCAGAGAAACUAUUUCAAAUGGCUCAGAUGCAUUAGACAAGAUAAGAUAUCUCGCAAUUACUGAUGACACAGUUCUUGGAGAUAAAAAAGACCUUGAACUUUUCAUAGAAUACGAUAAAGAAGCCAGAACUGUAAGUGUCACUGACACAGGCAUCGGGAUGACCAAAGACGACCUCAUCAAGCAUCUCGGAACCAUCGCCAAGUCUGGCACCACCCAAUUCGUCGAAGCUCUCUCAGCAGGCACUGAUAUAAACCUAAUCGGUCAAUUCGGCGUCGGUUUUUAUAGCAAUUUCUUAGUUGCUGAACAAAUUAUUGUGACAAGCAAGCAUAACGACGAUUCCCAGCACAUCUGGAUGUCCAGGGCAGGAAACACCUUUAGCGUAAUCGAAGACCCUCGUGGGAACACCCUUGGAAGAGGAACCAGAGUCACCAUCAAGCUAAAACAAGACGCUCUUGACUUCGUCGACGAAGAAAUUUUAAGAAAAACAGUCAGAAAAUACUCUGAGUUCGUCCAAUACCCUAUUUAUUUAAGAGUAAAAAAAGACGUCUCUAAAGAAGUCGAAGACGAAGACUCCCAAGAUGAAGAAAAAUCAAAAAUCGUCAGAGAAAAAGUCUGGCAAUGGGAAAGAGUCAACGAAAACAAGCCGAUUUGGCUGAGAGAAGACGUUUCUGACGAAGAAUACUCCAGUUUUUAUAAAAGCUUAACUAAAGAUUCUAAAGACCCAAUGAGCUGGAUUCAUUUUACAGCAGAAGGAGAGGUAGAAUUCAGAGCUUUGCUAUAUAUUCCUAAGACUUCUAGCUCAGAUUUAUUUAGAAAUUAUUAUUCGCAGGCAGCGCCAAUCAAGCUCUAUGUGAAAAGAGUUAUGAUUACUGAAGAUUUCCAAGAAUUAGUCCCAAGAUACCUAAGCUUUAUCAGAGGAGUCGUCGAUUCUGAUGAUUUGCCGCUAAAUGUGGCCAGAGAAAAUAUCCAGCAUACUAAAAUAUUGAAACUUCUUAAUACUAAAAUAACCAGAAAAAUCUUGCAAGAACUUCAAGAAAUGGCUGAUGAAGGAGCAGACGAAGAUGGCUUCAAUGAAUAUAUAUAAUUUGUUGGCCAUUUUGCUUAUAGCCUUUUAAAAUUAGACACCGGAUGCAACAAAAAAAAUAAAUUAUAAGGAAAAUUUCCACUGUAAAAUAGAAUUUUUCAAAGAAUUCGGAAAACAUAUAAAACUUGGCCUUAUGGAAGACGGCAAAAAUAAAGCCAGACUUUCCAAGCUUUUAAGGUUCUACAGCACUUAUAAUCUUAAUGAACUGACAAGCCUUGAUGAUUAUAUCGGCAGAAUGAAGGAAGGACAAGAAGACAUCUUUUUCAUUGCAGGAGAUGACAAAGUUAAGCUUGACCAGUCACCACUUAUCCAGAAACUUAAAAAGCGUGGCUAUGAAGUUUUAAUUUUAGAUGACCCUAUUGACGAAUAUGCUGUAAAUUCAUUACACGAAUACGAAAAAAUGCAUUUACAAAACGUAGGAAUUGACGAAUGGAGCCUUCCUGAAGAAAAUGAAGAAGACGCUAGGAAAAAAGAAAAAAAGCUUAAAAAAUAUUACUAUGUACUUACAGAUUGGCUUAGAGGACUAAUCCCGAACAAAGUAAACACUGUCACUAUCAGCAGCAAGCUAGAUGAUGAGCCAAGCAUUGUGACGACUGGAGACUCUGGGCAGUCAGCGAACAUGGAAAGAAUCAGCAAGCACCAAGCUUUUGGCAAAAAAGACCAGUCAGCGUAAGUUUUUAUAUAGUUAUGAGCCAAUGAAAAAAAUUUGGGAACUUAACCCAGCACACCCAAUGGUCAAAAAAAUGAACGAAUGGGCAAAUGUAAGGACUAUUUAGCUUUUACCAAAUGAUAUGGAGCUGAGAGACCUAGCAGCUAUGAUGUAUGAUAUUUCGCUGAUUCAGUCAGGAUUUUUCGUUUCUGACCCAAGAGAUUUCUAUCAAAAAGUUCAAUGGAUGAUUGCACAAGAUAUUGGAAUUGAUCCUAAAGCUCCUUAUAAAGAGCCAGACGUAGAGGUGGAGAUGCCACAGGAUGAAGAUGUUGAAAGCUUAGAUGAAUAA
Messenger RNA from Blepharisma stoltei, 2512 nucleotides. The record is from the annotation of a GenBank genome assembly. NCBI's taxonomy places the organism in Eukaryota, Ciliophora, Heterotrichea, Heterotrichida, Blepharismidae.